AUGGGCGAUGCUGUGAAGCUCGACCCUGAGGCGUUCUCGCGCGAACAGAUCGAGCGUGUGAUUGACACGGCAACGCAUGAUGGGCGCUGGCGGCAGCGCGCAGAGACGGAUCCGCAGAGUGUCGUUUCCGUAUUGGGCGCUACAGAAUCAAGCUCAGAAGAAGGCGGUGACACACUCGCGGAUGUUGUAUCCGUCAUUGCUGUCGUCAGUAGCAUGGCCUUUUGUCCGCAAGUAGCGCCCGAGGUGCAGGCAUCAUCACGCAAAACUUGGGAGAGCCUCGUGGAGGCGGGCGUGGUGGAGGCGCUGUGUCGGAAUGUCAUUGACCCUGCAAUGCUGGCGAAUAAAGCCGGACCUGGCCAGGAUGAGGUCACACACUCGCCCUACUUUGCAUCGAUCGAUGCACUGUGCAGCGCAACACUCAGCUUCGGCGAGAAUAUGAACGAUACGGAUCGGCGUGUGGUUGAAACACUCCUCGGCAAGUGGACAGAGAUGAUGAAGCGCAUCUGGGAGGAACCGGCCAGCUCACUGAAACCCGAAGAGGCGUACUUCGGUGAACGAGCGGUCAUCCCUCAGGCUUUUAUUCGCUUGCUAGUGACUAGCCCGGCCACUACUCUCUCUACCGUGCUCGACCCAGACGACCAUACAUUCGCGCUACUGGCUCGCUACUGGCUUCACUCCACCGGUGAGGCCGACACGGAGCUUUGCACCGCCGCGCUUAACAUAUUGCUCGACCCUGUCAACCGCCCCGGCAUCGAUGUGAGCGACGAAGAGGGAGAGACUACCCUCCGUAACACAAUUGCGGCCAAGCUCAACGCUGGAUUCGAGGCAGCUUCAGGGUUGCACGGAAGCGAUCUUGCCAACAAGCGGCUGAUGGCUAUCGCCGGGCGCGCCGCCGUUCUUACGCCUCCUGUACUCUUCCAAGAGUUACAACUAUUGUCAGCAACGGUCGAGGACCCAGACGUACGGCUCGCGACGGCACACCACGCGGACUUCUGGCGCGCAAUAUUGCAAGUCUUACCCAUGGCCGCAAAGAGUAGCCAGGUUCUUGAUAAGGUUGCAGCUGGAAAGAUGCUACAUUUCUUGGGCGUCUCUAUACACAACGCACAAGCCGAAGGCAUGGACGAGCGAUUGCACCUUCUGCGGAUAUGGCUUGAUACAGGCCUCUUCGACGCACUGGAUAUCGUUGUCCCAGAGUGUAUUCCCGUACCUGGCGCUUCCCGAGGACUGGCGCUCAUCAUGAUUCAUAUACAAGACGUCCUGGACGACCAUGACCCCGAGUCAGAGUUGCGUCAUUUGCUCUAUAAACAACUUCCUCGCUCGCGCACCGUCGGCGCCAUGAUCAAUCACGAUGCGGUCCUACAAUCAUCAGGCCGGGAAGAUGUGCAGGAAGACGUGCGCUUCAGCUCGACCGGCUGGCUCAUUCUGUUAACGUUGGGCGACCAGGCCACGAGGAAUACUUGCACGCGGAGAGGGUGCGGCAACCCUGCUACGGCGAAGUGUGCCCGUUGUAAAGAUGCGGUGUACUGUUCGGCCUCGUGCCAAAAGAGCGACUGGAAGGAGCACAAGGCUGUCUGUCAUUGGGCGAACCAGACGAAGGAAGUCUUGCUGUCCCGUAAACUCAGCAAGCUGGGCGCAGAUUACAGCGAGUUGAAGGCCUUGCGCAGUAGCGUCAAGCCGUAA
Messenger RNA from Peniophora sp. CBMAI 1063, 1680 nucleotides. Lineage: Eukaryota; Fungi; Basidiomycota; Agaricomycetes; Russulales; Peniophoraceae. The record is from the annotation of a GenBank genome assembly.